Trichoderma citrinoviride is the source of this 1440-nucleotide messenger RNA. RefSeq names its product MFS general substrate transporter. The transcript is spliced from 4 exons. The annotation marks the transcript as partial. Gene Ontology annotation, molecular function: transmembrane transporter activity. NCBI's taxonomy places the organism in Eukaryota, Fungi, Ascomycota, Sordariomycetes, Hypocreales, Hypocreaceae. Gene Ontology annotation, biological process: transmembrane transport. The record is from RefSeq and is a predicted model, not a curated record.
CUUUGCAUCUGCUGCUUCAUCUCUUCCCUCGAUACCAUCAUCCUCUCCUCGACCCUGCCCGCCAUUGCAGCAAGCUUGCAAGCUACCACGACGGAUGCAUAUUGGUGCAGCGCAAGUUUCUUAUUCGCCCAGAGCGUUGUCCAGUUAAUCUAUGCUGUCGUUGCUCGUGCGCUGAACCGUCGAACAUGCAUGCUCGCUGCGUUGGCAUUCUUUGGCUUUGCUACUAUUUUGUGUGCGACGGCUCGUAAUAUACGAUGGCUGAUUGCGGCGAGAACCAUUCAAGGUGUUGGCACGGGCGGAAUCAAUGCGCUCGUUCAGCUUAUCUUGACGGAUAUCGCUCCCCUGGCUGAAAGGCCCAAGUACACAGGUAUCAUCACCCUCUUCUCGGCCCUGGGCUUGGUAUCUGGAGGUCUCUGCGGUGCCGCCACUGUACAACACACGACAUGGCCAUUAAUCUUCUGGAUCAACCUGCCAUUAUGUGUUCCCGUCCUCGUUGGGUUUGCCUGGUGUCUUGAUGCUCCGCCACGGGAACGGUCCGUCUGGACAGCCAUCAAGAAGACGGACUGGGGCGGUGGUAUCAUCGUGACCGGAUCUUUGGCGGGAAUUCUUUUUGCUCUCAACAGCGGAAAUGCCGUAUAUCCCUGGACGUCCGGGAGGAUCUUAUCUCCCUUGAUCUGCGGGUGUGUUGGUCUUGUUGUAUUCGUGAUAUACGAGAGGUUCGUUGCCAAAGAAGGUGCCAUUCUUCCCGGGAGGCUCUUCUCCAACGUCACGGCGGUGUCUGCUUAUCUCAUGGGGCUUCUCCAUUCGAUCAUUCUCUGGACUGCAACAUACUACUUCUUUCUAUACCUUACGUUUUGCUCUCAUUCGUACUUGCGUGCCGCGAUUCUGAUGCUUCCUGCUACCCUCACGUUCCCGCCGGCUGCUGCCAUCGCCGGACACGUCAUUGGACGUACACUCAAAUAUCAACUGGCCAACGUAAUUGGCUUCGCUUUCCUCGCGGGAGGCCUCAGUGGUCUGGCCACUCUUGAUGAGUCUUCCGCUGUUGGUCUCCAAGUAGGCCUCUUGCUCAUCAUGGGAACUGGAUUCGGCAUUCCCUUUAUCAGCAAAGUCUUCAUGGCCCAAACUGCCGUCGCAGAAGAUGAUCAGUACAUGGCUACGGCCAUCGUGGCGACAGUGACGAGGAUUGGAGAGUGCUUUGGAGUGGCCAUUUCAAGCACCACGUUUCAGAACAAAUGGGACACUCUCCUCAACAAAGAACUGACACACAGUAAUCUGACCGUGGUGAUCAAGGGAAGCGAUGCGGAACGAAGUGCUGCUCUAAUUGCGACGCUUGACAAAGCGACGCAAGGCUUCUAUCAGCAUAUUGCCAUGAAGAGUUUUCAGACAGUUUGGAUCGUGAUGGUGUCUUUAGCGGGAACUGCUCUCAUCUUGUCUCUCAUC